Vigna umbellata (rice bean) is the source of this 1264-nucleotide messenger RNA. Its product is annotated as protein POLYCHOME. Lineage: Eukaryota; Viridiplantae; Streptophyta; Magnoliopsida; Fabales; Fabaceae. The record is from RefSeq and is a predicted model, not a curated record. Gene Ontology annotation, cellular component: nucleus. Gene Ontology annotation, biological process: negative regulation of ubiquitin protein ligase activity; regulation of nuclear division.
UUUCGGGAGAGAGGAGAUAGAUAGAAUCCAGGAAUUGAAUUUGAUUGAGAUUCAGAGUUUUGGGGAGAUAUAAGUGCGCCUUUUUUCAAUUUCAAAAUUUGCCAAUUCGGUCUUCUCCCAAACCCUUGCUCUUCUCUUCUUAUUUCCUCUCGCCAAACCCUACCUCCUCCUCCCAACACCACCACGGCACCACCCUCUCCCUCCGUCCCCCUUCAGCCAUGCCCCAAUCACGUGACCGUCGCUUAACCUCCGUCGACCUCGCUGCCGCCUUCGCUCGCAACCGCGCAUUCCUCAUCUACAACGACCCGCCGCCGCACCGAACUCCUCCAAGAACUCUGCCCCGGGGACGCGCCCGUGCUUUUCUCGGCUCCGAGAACACUCCUCCCUCCGCGCGACGCACAAGGGGGCGCGUUUCUUCACGUUCUCUGCUACCAGCUUGGUACCCCCGAACACCACUGCGUGACAUCACUGCCGUCGCUAGGGCUAUAGAGAGAAGGAGAGCCAGGUUAGGGGAAGUCGAAGGCCAGCGAACUGAAAGCACUGUUUCUACGGCUGACCAAGUAGUUCUAGAACAAUCGGAGACUGCUUCUGCCUCCGCUGCCUCUACCUCGAAAUCUCCGAAGUCUGUCGGAGUUAAGCUUCGUACACCUCUGGGCUGCAAAGUGCCCAAGAUCUACCUCGACAUUUCUGAAUUACCCGAAGGGGAAUCGGAAACCCUUACACCGCAGAAGAAGCUUUUGAACAACAUUGACCAAGUUCAGGAGGCUGUGCUUGAAGAAUUGAAGAAGCUGAAACGAACUCCCAGUGCGAAGAAAGCGGAGAGGGAAAAAAGGGUGCGCACUUUGAUGUCCAUGAGGUGAAUUUUCAAUUUUAUGCAGUUUUGAUUCCGAUUGUGACAGGAUUUGGAUUAUACAGAGGCUGAACAAGGGUAUUAGAGUCAUUUUACUACAUUCGGUUGGUUCGUGCAACAGUGUUUUCUGCUUGCUCAGAUUGGAUCUUCUUCUCGAAGGUGCAAGAAGGAUAUUCUUUAUAGUUUUGAUCUAACUUCUUGGUUAGAAAUUAGAACUUGCUUUUAGCAGUGUUGAUAUAUAGCAUGCCCCCUUGUUCUUUCCAUCAUUCUUUGAUGGUAUUGGGUCGGUGUUGUAGGUUUAGCUGUAAGUCUCAGUCUCUGUACAUAUUUCCCAUAUCCUCUGAUUUGGAGGUUUCGCCAUUGUACCAUUGGUUAAACUGUUCAGGAAGUCUAUUGAUUCUUUUUUGGCUUCAA